Molecule: messenger RNA, 2277 nt
Organism: Soboliphyme baturini
Lineage: Eukaryota; Metazoa; Nematoda; Enoplea; Dioctophymatida; Soboliphymatidae
Source: the annotation of a GenBank genome assembly
AUGGAGAUCAGGUCUGCAUCUCAAACUCCAAGCAGGGACGGUAUAUCAGAUGGCACCCAUCAGGAUAAGGUAAGCCUAGCAUGGUUUUCAUCCGUCUUCAAAUGUGAAGAAGACUUCGCCUCAGAAAGCUCUGCUUGCAACGUGGAAAGCUACAAACGCUACAGUCAUAUCACGGAUCGGACGAAGUAUAUUUUCUGCGACGGGCCUACAAAGAAGUAUCAGGUGCGAAGCUGCCAGAACGUGGACGGCGUUCAGUACGUUUUCGACCAGAAACAACGUGUCUGCGUUUUUCCAAAUGAGAAGCUGAACGCACCGCAGUUGUCGGGUGCUAUUCGUCUGAAAGCGGGACGGUUCUGUCUGGAGACACGCGACUGUCCGUCAUCGAUGGACUGCCGCGAAUUUCGUUGCCGGUGUACGAUGGGCUCCAUUGAAAUCAACCGCUAUUGCUACAACGAGUCGCAGAUAUGUCCAGAUUCCUCGACUACCCUCACUCGCAGCAAAGAGGUCACUCAGUGCAGAAACGAUACGGACUGCGCUAGCCAAACCGGACACGUGUGUCGGAAACAUCAGCUGCAAGAACCAGUCAGUAUUUGUUGUCCAACGCGGAAUCAAGAAGUCUGCUGGCCCUGGGCUCCACAGCUUAAGAACGGCGUUCUUGUCGGCUGUUCUCCUACCGCGUCGGACUCGUGCGACAGAGGUUUCAGUUGUGAGUUCGAUCGUUCUAGCUUUAAUCAUUACUGUUGUCUUAAACGUACAUCGCCAGAAUGGACAACAACCCAAACGCCUCCCACUACGACACUGCUCUAUUCCUUGACUCUCGAACCUUGUUACCGCGCCGAAUCGUACCUGAUCAACGGACAACCGCUGAGCUGCACACCCGGAUCACAAGACGGCUGUCCGGAUGGCUACCUCUGCAGCCUUCAUAAAACGAUUAACAUAGGAUUUUGCUGUGGUAAACCAAGCCGGCCAUUCACCGAACAUGAGCCAGAAUCCGUGAUAAACCGGCCGUCAUUUAAUGACGGUUGCCCACCUCGCAUGUUUGCUUUGCGCAACGCCGACGAGCAGGUGAUCGAAUGUGAUAUCCGUCAGAAGAAGCCCUGCUACAACGACGCAAUUUGCCAGUACAAUUGGAUCAAGCAAGGAUUCCAGUGUUGCUCAUCAGAGCGUAUGUUCGAGUCUCCCAUCCCUCAAACGUGGCCUUCCUCCCCAGCUGCCGUGCAGACGUCAGUCGAAAAGCUCUGUCCACGUGGAGAGCCCGCCCAACGCGACAGCCGGAUGAUCCGGUGUGACUUUACGAGAAACGUCUGUCCGGCCAGCCACGAAUGCGUUUCAGUAAGCAGCGGCUCGAUGAAGGCAUCUGCUUGUUGUCCCAAACGAGAAUUCAUUUGUAAGCAGCAAGUGCACGAAGGCGCCUACUGUCCCCCGGAACGAAACGUCCGUCCAAUAGUGCGCUAUUAUUUUGACUUUCCGAGCCAGCGUUGCCGCCCAUUUCCGUUCUUCGGCUGUGACGGCAAUGGCAACAACUUCGAAAGCAUCAAAGAGUGCGAAGAGUUCUGUUCCGGCUUUGAUGUCCCAGCGGUGGCAAUGGCGAGCGUGGGUAUGGCAGCACAACUGUCGCUGAAGGCCUCCAAAACCACCGUUCCAUUGUGCUUCUCUCCUAACAGCGAGGUACCCUCUGAACUGAUUGACCAGGAGUGUGAGCCAGGCGCCGUCGCCAGCUGUCCGAUCGGCCACUUCUGUGAAAAGGCUAUCAACGUUGAGAAGCAUGUGUGUUGUAGGCGGCGACACGCCGCUGAUUACAACGGAAUCUGCCCCGCUGACAAAAAGCCGUUCAUCGAUUUGACGACCGACAAGCCUCAGGAAUGCAAUCGUCCUUUUAACGCUUGCCCCAAAAAUCAUGAGUGUACGUUCAGUGAUCUCAGGUCAAAAUUCUUCUGCUGUCCUUCCCAAAGCAGAGAAGCGAAAGCCAUAUCCGCUAAAACACACUGCCAUUACGGCAACCCAUUGUACUACACGAACACCGAUUUGCCUCUAUCCUGUAGUAUCUUCAAUGACAAGUGCAUCGACGGCUACAAGUGUAUGCCCUCGCUCCUAAAUGAGGAAGCGUUUUUGUGUUGUCCGCAGGAAGAGAAAGUAAUUAUGUUGUACGAGUCUCCUUUGGUGUCGACCCAAUCCCAAUCUGCCAGGGAGGAGGUGCGACGCGGUCGUCGGUUCAUAAAACUUCGAGGAAGACAAACUCAUGUUUGGUCGAACUCGUAUCCGCAGCAGAUUUCCUAG